UUUUCCAUUUUUUUUUUUGGUUCGUUCUGUUCUUCUUCCUCUUGUGUCGUCAGGUGUUUCAGUUUUUUUUAUUCGGAAAAUUAAUAAAUAAAAAAUCGUUACGGAAGGUGACAAACGGCUGCCUCGGAAAAUCCGUCACUUGUUUUUGUUUCUGUUCGUCAAACGUUGUUUCAUCAUUUUUCUGGUUCUGAUUCGGUUUCUGUCCAAUGACCACCAUACCGCCUUAUCAGGAGGCGGUUCAGAUAAAUGCUUGACCGUAACUUGGGUGGGAAUUCCGACCCGACACCGGAUACCAGAAACAGCAACUGAAACGAUUUUUGGGUCAGGGUCAGGAUUCGACGUGGAUUGGCUCAUUUGGAUAUUUCUGCAUCCAAUAAAAGAGAAAUUAAAGUUUGAAUUUUGGCUCAGGAGGAUCUUGAGAAUUUGAUCGGAGUUUGGUUGCUUGAUUUCUGUCCGGAUUGCUGUCUGUAUCGGGAAGUUUUUCGCUGUGUGAGCCGGAAUGGAACAAUUCCGGCAUAUUGGAGAGGUUUUGGGAAGUAUGAAGGCUCUGAUGAUGUUGAGAGAUGAGAUUCUGAUCAAUCAAUGCCAGUGCUGUUUGUUGCAUGAUGUGUUCACGUUGGCGUUUGACACGAUCGGAGAGGAGAUCCAGUUGAACCUAAAACUCGAAGAGAAGAAGACGAAAUGGAAAGCCCUCGAGCAGCCUCUGAGGGAGCUGCACAGGGUUUUCAAGGAAGGGGAGCUUUAUAUGCGGCAUUGCAUGGAUGUGAAAAACUGGUGGGGCAAAACAAUCCUCCUCCAUCAGAACAAGGACUGCGUCGAAUUUCACAUCCACAACUUGUUCUGCCACUAUGCAGCCGUGAUUGAGGCGAUUGAGAAUGCUGGAGAGAUUGCGGGGCUCGAUCAGGAGGAGAUGCACAAGAAGAGGGUUCUGCUCACGAGGAAGUAUGACAGGGAGUGGAAUGACCCCAAACUUUUCCAAUGGAGAUUUGGGAAGCAGUAUUUGGUCCCGAAGUUGAUUUGCAACAGGUUGGAAAGUGCUUGGAGGGAAGAUAGAUGGCGGCUUGUUGAAGCUCUUAAGGUGAAAAAGAUUUCAGGAUCCUUUGGUUCAACGAGGAAUGAGCAGCAGCUUGGAGACUUGCUGCUCAAGAAACUGAGUGGGUCGGAAACCUUAAAUGGGAAGCUCUUUCCGAGCUCAAUCUUAUUGGGAUCAGCGGAUUACCAUGUUAGGCGGCGGUUAGGAGGGGGAACGCAGUACAAGGAGAUCCAGUGGUUGGGCCAGAACUUUGCCAUGAGACACUUCUUUGGGGAUAUUGAACCUUUGAAUUCGGAGAUUUCAACUCUUCUCACACUUUCCCACCCCAAUGUGCUGCAGUACCUUUCCGGGUUUUAUGACGAGGAAAAGAAGGAAUGCUUUCUUGUUAUGGAGUUGAUGAACAAGGAUCUGCGCUGCUACAUGAAGGAAAACUGUGGCGCAAGAAGGCAGGUUUUGUUUUCACUCCCGGUAGUGGUUGAUAUCAUGCUUCAGAUUGCAAGAGGCAUGGAAUAUCUCCACUCUAGGAAGAUCUACCAUGGGGAGUUGAACCCUUUGAAUGUCUUUCUUAAGGCAAGGAGCUGCACAGAAGGCUAUUUUCAUGUAAAAGUCUCAGGUUUUGGUUUAUCAUGCGUGCGCAAACCUACUUAUCGAAAAUCACAGCAGCAGAACGAAAUCAACCCUUUGAUUUGGUGUGCCCCGGAAGUCCUAGCUGAGCAAGAGCAACCAGGAAACAAAGGUCGUUCCAAAUACACGGAGAAAGCAGACGUAUACAGCUUCGCGAUGCUUUGCUUUGAGCUCUUGACUGGGAAAGUUCCUUUCGAAGAUUCACAUCUUCAAGGGGACAAGAUGAGUAACACUAUAAGAGCAGGAGGGAGGCCUCUCUUCCCAUACCCUUCACCAAAAUACCUUGUCAAUUUAACCAAGAGAUGCUGGCACAGUGACCCGUCUCAGCGCCUGAGCUUCUCAUCCAUCUGUCGCGUUUUGCGCUACAUAAAGAAGUUCCUUACUCUGAACCCCGACGACGAUCAGCCUAUACUGCAAUCCCCUCCUACGGAUUACUGCGAGAUAGAGUCAUGGUUCCUGAAGAAUAGUUCAGCUGCCGGGUACGCUGAUUUAUCCUCAAUAUCGCAACUUCCAUUCCAAAUGUUCUCUUACCGGCUUGGGGAGAAGGAGAAGACUAGCCCUGGCAUCAUGAGAAUCAGGAGUCUGGAUUCCAUAAGUGAUACAACAUCCGCAAAUUUCAAGCAAGAAUCUCCGAAUGGCAACGUUGACACUAUGUCCAUUGCAGAAGAUCCAUUCGUACCACUAAGCGAAACGAGGUCCGUCUGUUUUGAUGUGAGGUCCUCUUAUGAUCUAAGGUCAGUUUGUUCCGAGGCUCCAAUGAAGAGAACUCUCACUGCGAAGAAACGUCAAGAGGCGAUGGCUAGAAAAGCCUCAGGUUACACACGGACAUCAAAAACACCAACAACACCAAGACUCUCAACGCCAAGGCUUCCGUCGCCAAGAUUUCCAUCCCCAAAACUUCCGCCACCAAAACUCGCUUCACCGAAACUUCCACCAGCAAAGCUUUCGGUUCCAGCAAAACCAUGUCUACGCGGUAUGAAGACAAACCAAAGCCCUCCACAGCCGAGUCCUAUGAGCACAAAGAGUAGUGCGAGCGGAAGCAGGCACAGAACGGGCGGACACGUCUCGGAUUCGGAGAUACAUUAGGCGUCUUUUGGUUCACAUCACAUAUUUUGACACCAGAAACUUUGCUGGCGUCGAAUAGAGUUUAGCAAACUGUAAAAAAAAAAAAUAACACGAUAUAUUUCAAUCAAGUACACAUCAGUUUUUGUUCCCCUCCAUUUAACAAAAAUUCUAGUUCCUUUUUAGAAGCAGUGACUCCUUGUCUCUCUUUAUCUGUAAAAUUUAAAUUUCUUACCGUUAUAGGUAUACGAACAUAAUUCCACGUAUCGUCUUUCAUGCA
This is a messenger RNA of Malus domestica (apple), 2999 nucleotides long. RefSeq lists its product as uncharacterized. Gene Ontology annotation, cellular component: cytoplasm. Gene Ontology annotation, molecular function: ATP binding; protein kinase activity. NCBI's taxonomy places the organism in Eukaryota, Viridiplantae, Streptophyta, Magnoliopsida, Rosales, Rosaceae. The record is from RefSeq and is a predicted model, not a curated record. Gene Ontology annotation, biological process: signal transduction; protein phosphorylation.